Messenger RNA from Symbiodinium natans, 2457 nucleotides. The record is from the annotation of a GenBank genome assembly. NCBI's taxonomy places the organism in Eukaryota, Dinophyceae, Suessiales, Symbiodiniaceae.
AUGGGUGCCGACUGGCACAUGCGAUGGCUGCGGUGGCUGCUGUUACUCGCGCACCUGUGUUUACGGGGCGUUCUGACUUAUCCGUGCGAGGCGGAGAUUGCAUCAGCUUGUCCCGACAGUCCGAAAUCAGACUUGGUGGCUUGUCUCAAGGACUCAAGCCAGCACGAGACACCAACGGAGAUCUCUUCCGAGUGCACAGAUUUUAUGGCACUGAACUCUGCCUGCGCAGAUGAGAUAGAACAACUUUGCGACGAGGAGUUUUUCGCAGAGGAAACUACACCCUGCUUGAUGAGAUACCGUGCUUCGGACGAGGACAUCUCUGAGAAAUGUCAGUCGGUCAUGCGGUGGGCAUUCCCUGAAGACGAGGAUGCAGCCGAAGCAGUAACCGACGAGUUGGGCAUGUCAGAGAAGGAUCGCCAAGAAAAAGAGGAGUGGCGAGAGAAGCGUAAGAAGGAACGUGAUGCAGCUAUAGAAAGGAUGAAGAUGAAGGAGGUUGAUGCCAAGAAGGAAGCAGAACGGAGAGAGCUGGAGAAAUUCAAGGAAGAAAAUCCUCAGGCGUUUGAGGAAAUGAAGACCCAGCAGGAAGAGGAAAAAAGACAACAGGCCGAGCAAAAGAAAAGGGAGAGGCUCAUGAAGGCUGCAUGGGAGCGGAAGAAACGCAUGGAGGCAGGAGAAGAUGACGCAGAAUCAGGCCCCGCGCCUCCAACCAGGGGCCCGAGCAAAAAGCCGAAGGCGUCAGGAUCUUGGUACAGCACAAUCGCCGCUGUGAUCAUUUUGGCCGUCUUGGGCGGCAUUGGGUAUGUGGCAAUCACAGGAGGUGAUGGCACCGAAAUCGAUUCAGAGGCAUCCGCCCCGAUGCGCCGGGCAAGGUCUGCAACAUCCCGCAGAUUUGUUCUCGCAAAAUUUCUGAAAUGGACGCUGGACUACCCACUGCAGAAGGAUUCCCUGCUGCUAGAAUUGUGGAUGCUCAGGCAGAGAACGCUUUCACUGUCUGACCUGUACAGGGCCAUUGGCCAGUGCCCAAAGAGAAGGCACCAGGAAAGGAUGGAGCUAAAGGCCACGGCGUAUGGAAACAAGCCUGGGUCCGCGUUGUUUUGCCAAGCUGGACAAGCGCCAAUUUCGCCAAAUCAGGCGAACUGCGAGGCCAAGUCGAUGUGGAAACACAAUUCGAAGCGCGCAGCGCUGGGAGUAAGUGGGCAAGUGUCCGCAGUGUUCGCUUUGGGCUCUUGUGUUGUUUUCUUCUCUCACGCCAACAGUGACAUCAUUAGCCAAUUGCUGAGUGGCGGCUACAGCGCAGGAACUGUAGCCCCAGAUCUGGCACGAGCAGCGCAGCCCGCACAAGCUGUUCCUGCGCUGCCUUCCAGCACAUGGCCGUCCCAUUACACGCCGAUCAGGAGAGUCAAGUUUACCAACGUGGACGAGGUGCUCGACCUUAUGAAGCCACAGUCUGCCGCCGGCCUCCCCCUCAUCAUAGAAGGAUCUGGCAUCAUCGAGGUCGAGAAAUGGGAUGAUGUAUCCUAUGUCCAGAAGAUAUGGAACGAUCGGCAGGUCCUGGUCAAGAAGUCUCCCAACUCCAAGUUUCGAUAUUUCGACCUGAAGAAGAACACCGGCAAGUUUGAAUUUCGGCAGCCGGUGCGGGACCUUCAGGAAACUUUCACCACUUUCCUUGAGCGGGCUGGGAAGAUCCUCAACGAAGGAUCCGAUGAGCGGAUGUACCUGCAAGAGACGCUGUCCGGUCAUUCUGAGAUGGCCCAGGAAUUUGCGUCUUGGAAAUGGGAGCUGCCGAUUCGAAUCAGCCAUGCUUGUGGUUGGGGCUUGCCGGAUUCCAACGAGCUGUUCGUUGGAAUGCAGGGUGCCGAGACCCCGCUGCACUUUGAUGAGCGGGAAAACCUUUUCUUUCAGGUCAGAGGGCUGAAGGAGAUCGUGGUGUUCCCCUUUGUAGACUAUGGGAAGCUGUACCCGUUCCCGACGACUCAUCCCUGUGAUCGCCAGUCCAUGGUGGGGAGUCCCAGAGAGGCAGAUUUGAAGGCCUUCCCGAAGUUCAAAGAUGCCAGCGGGCAUUAUGCCACACUUCAGGCAGGGGACCUGCUCUACCUGCCUUACGGUUGGUGGCAUUGGCUUCGCAACCUAGACAACAUGGCCAUCUCGGUGUCGUUUUGGAGCACCACGCCGGCGGUUGACUUGUCCAAUGGAGUGCCUUCGGAGUUUUCAGACCACAUGCUAACCCGCGUCAGGCGGAACCUCGAAAGCCUGGUGGCCCAGAAGUUCGGCCCAGAAAGCCUAGAUGAGAAUAUGCUGAAGCUUCAGCGCAUCGUUCGCGACAAGCAGGACGAUCCAGUUCUCAAGUACGUCCGGGAGCUUUUGGCAGCCGUAAAGAUUCCGCUGCAGAAGCAGGACGACUUCCUGUUGGACAUCAUCGAGGGUAGGUUUGGUGUGGACUGGAACUGCUAUGUGUGA